GGAAGACAGAAGAGGAGGCUGAGGAACAUGGUCCCACUGAGGUUGGUCGCCUUCGGCGUGCUGGCUGCCGCUUGGUAUUUCACUCGCACUGCAGAGGGAGAGGUCAUUUAUUCCUGUUUCAAUGAAACCGCUAAGAUGUCAUGUGAUGUUGGCACUAAGAUAAAGCUGGAUCACAUCCUGUAUAAGGUUGGGGUAGGGACGAGGUGUGGGGAGGGAAAACCCUACCCAGAUGACGGGCCGGACACCUACUGCUCCUUCCCCUGGGCUGAAAUGGUGGUGGAGGAUCUCUGUGCUAACAGGAGGUCCUGUGAGGUCCCCGUCACUGAGCUGGUGUUUGGGGAAUAUCCCUGUAAGGAGCAGACCCGGUACCUGGAGGUGUCCUACACCUGCGCCAAACCCCCACCUCCUCCACCUCCACCUCCACCACCUCCUCCAACCAAACCUGACUGUGAAGACAAAUCAACCGAUGAAGCCUGA
This is a messenger RNA of Perca flavescens (yellow perch), 477 nucleotides long. Its product is annotated as L-rhamnose-binding lectin SML. The transcript is spliced from 6 exons. The coding region runs from base 28 to 477 and encodes 149 amino acids. The record is from RefSeq and is a predicted model, not a curated record. NCBI's taxonomy places the organism in Eukaryota, Metazoa, Chordata, Actinopteri, Perciformes, Percidae. Gene Ontology annotation, molecular function: carbohydrate binding.